Messenger RNA from Metarhizium brunneum ARSEF 3297, 1809 nucleotides. RefSeq lists its product as uncharacterized. The record is from RefSeq and is a predicted model, not a curated record. NCBI's taxonomy places the organism in Eukaryota, Fungi, Ascomycota, Sordariomycetes, Hypocreales, Clavicipitaceae.
AUGUCGGCAGAUCUCUUUGCCGAGUUCAGUAAUCCUUCAACUUCGACGCCGCCUACGUCGCAAUCGGACAGGCUUUUUGGACAGCCACCACAGCAGCAACAGCAGAUACAGAGCCAUGUCCACAUACAAGAUCCCUUCCAUGUAUCCAGCAGAAACAAUGCAGUGCCGGUGCAUUCACAAGCAUCACAAUCGACGCCGUUUCAAAGUUCUAUGCCAAACAACAUGGAUGCUUGGGGCCAACCGUCACACGUUUCUCAAUCAUCAACCGUGGUUCCGCAACAGCCAGAUGAUGACGAUGGAUGGGGGGACUUUGAAGUAGCGCAAACGCCUCAAGUGAACACACGGCCUCUGGUUUCGAGCAACAGCGGUUGGGGCUCUUAUUCCGCCUCUAAGUCUAUCCCACAUGACAUAAGCUACAAUGCUGCAGCAGCAACACACACUCCGGCUGAUGGCUUAAUCGGCGGCGGCUUUGAAGAUUUCGGUUCACUCGGCGGUCGGGUAGAUCACGUUCCACAGCUUUCUUGGUCUCUAGCAGAACCAAGGGAUAGAGCACAGAUGAAGACGACGCAUCACGAUCCAAAUGUGUUGUUUGAUGCGGACGAUUUUGAACUGCAAGGCGGCGGAGAAGAACAUGAUGAUUUCGACGAGUUUGGUGAAUUUGAGGCCGUCGAGUCAACACCCCGUUCAAAGCCCGUACCGGCUACCAUCCCACAACUUACACCAUCUCUUGAUCUCCUGGGGCUUGAUGAUUCUCCAAUAACCCCUUUGCGCAAGGAAGCAAAACCGAGAGUGGCCAAGGAAGAGUCAGGCCCGCCUGCCGCAGCGUCAAGUUUUGGAGCCACGUCUUCAAGUAAACUCCAACCCCUUCAAUCACUGGCGAACCAAACCCAGCCUCCUUUUGUUGAACGUAAUGUCAAGAAGACAACCCAUACGUCAACACAUAAAGCGAAUCCUAGUUCCAUUCUAAUGCCAUCCACAAAAAUGACGCCGGUGACGAAGAAGGUGUCCCCAGCAAAAGCGACGGCAAACGAUGACGAAUGGGGAGCUUGGGAUGAUUUCUCCGCGGACAAUGGAGACAACGAUUCUAGUCAGGAAACUGCAGAGACACACAAGUGGCCGUGGGAUGCUGGUGACGGUAGCAAAGCUACAAAGGCCAUGGUAGAUGACAGCAGCCCGCCACCAACAAAUGUUCCUCCUCCCUCGAUCCUACUUUCGGCAUUCCCAGAGCUCUUUAAUACUGGAAAUUCUUUGUUCAAGUCCGUUACCGGGCAAAGUCCAUCUGUCAAGCAACAGGUUCUCUCGAAUCCCAAGACUAUCCAAUUCCUUCAAGGAUACGUUCUACUAGCGUCGACGGCUGCGCGAGUGAUCGCAGGACGCAAGCACCGAUGGCACCGAGACAAGAUCCUGGCCAAGAGCAUGUCAAUUUCAGCAGCUGGAAGCAAGGGCAUGAAGUUGGCAGGUGUGGAUAAACAACAAUCUGCACGAGAGGACCGUGAAGCUGCUGACGUGGUUGCGGCAUGGCGGGAGCAUGUAGGGAGACUACGGUCUGCCGUGGCAACGGCUAACUCUGCUGGCAAGGCCAAGAUUCAAGUGCCAGAGCUUACAGAAACCCCAUUAAUUCAGACGGCAAAGAUGGUCCCGACCGCGCCUAAGCCGUGUAUUAUCUGUGGGCUCAAGAGAGAAGAGAGGGUUGCAAAGGUUGACUUGGAUGUUGAAGACAGCUUCGGGGAAUGGUGGGUAGAUCAUUGGGGCCACAGGGCCUGCAAGAAUUUUUGGAUAGAGCACGAGCAACUAUUGCGGCAGCGAUGA